AUGUUAUCGCAAAGAAGGUCAUUGCUUUUCUUUCUCUCAUCAAUUGGUUUGGGACUACUGAUAUUUUCCCAUAAAACAGGUGAGUAAGUAGCAGUGCUUAUUCCAGCCAGGAAAUAAAACUACGUUAUUCAUGCCAUUACCCAACGACGCUAGCGUAUUUGUCCCAUUUUGAUGACUUUCAAUGGAAGUGCAAAUUUUCUUUUUAUUCGAUAAAUUUAGAAAAGAUUUGGUGAAAAUUAUUACGUACUGGCUUCGUCUAUUCUUCUUCUGAUCGGUAAUUGUGUGUUGAAACAAGGUAUCUCCCUCAUUGCUGUUGUCAAACUAUUUUGGCUAUAAAAGCGAGAAAGAAGGGUUUUGGUGCCCAAACCCUCUGUUACGUUUUCCUUUCGUAUGUAAAGUGCUUCAUUUUACUUAUUCGUUUGUACAAAGCUGAUUGAAAUAGUAGACUGUUUACUUUUAACAUUAAACAAAUCUGACUUUCUUUACAAAACUACAAAACGCAAUGACACUUAUAAAGUAUAGCAGGAAGCCGACAGUAACACGAACAUGUUUUUAAAGAUUUCACUCUUGAAAAUCAUCUUAAACGGCACGCAUGGAAGAAAAAAAUUCAAACAAAUUCUAAAGAUUACCCUGUUUAUUGUAUCGAGCUAAGCUUAUGCAUCCUCUUCACUCGAUUCGUGACUGACUCAGUAAACAGUGUACACGUGGACAAAACUUUGAAUUUUGAACUUGUCUAAUGGGUAUCAAAUCCUAUACAUUUAGAAAACCUAAAUUAGGAAAUAUGUAAAGUACCUCUCGUGUCGAUUUAGACUGUUUGCCCGAACCUUGCACCUUCACGUAAAAUUUAAUUUAUCUCAGUCCAAUUUAAUCAAAACUGCUGAAUUUCUCGAUUAGUGGAGUUUAUUGUAGCGACUUAAUGGAUGUCAAGAUUUUUUAAUGCAACUUAAAUUUCUUACUAUAGAAUACUUAUACUUAAUUUUUGACACUAACAACUCGCAACAGAAAAAUUAUUCAAUUGACAACUUAUCCUGCAAAUCCAAAAAUCUUAUUUAUUUGAUUUAAUGAAACACAUGCAAAUUACAGUAUACAUCAGAUCAGGAGAGAGUAAAGGCCAACUUAAUGAACGAUGAGAACACCGCCCGUCUAUCUUAAACCACCAGUGAUCCAACUCCUGUCUCCUUACAUUUCAAUCAGUCUGGACGUUCAAUCAACGAAGUUCGCCGUCUCAUUCCACUUGAAUUCAUACGCAGCAACCGUGACGCAGUGAGAAAGGCUAGGGAGGCUCUCUUAAUACGCAAAGAGAAAACAUUUUCUCCUCUAUAGGAAUAAUUAUAGACAUGACGAAGCUCGUUGAUAUACAAUACUACAUUGUACCUAGUCACCCACACCAAUCACCAUCUAUUGUUUUAUAUUUAUAUUUCCAAAUCCUUAUUUGUAACGACCUUUCAGUUUUAUUUUCAUUUUUGUUUUAGCCCCCGAAGAAGGUUUUUUAAAAUACGUGUACCUUUUGUUUUAUUCUUAAAUUUGUUUACUUGUUCAUCGCCUUGCCGUCAGGAUCAGUCUGCCGUUUUAUAUUUUAUAUACUAGUUGUUAUUUUACUGAUCCAGGUCUACAACUGUGAGAUCCGGGACUACUCAACGGUUUGUUCCUGUGGACUUUUCGUCUUUAAUACAAAAUAUAUACCAUGCAUUUCCCAGUCGACAAAAACAUGAGAUCGAGGCUAGAUCUUGCAACCAGCCAGUCUAUCAAUCCAAUGGCGUUCAAAUGGUGAAAACAUGUGGCAUCUAGAGCGACACCAGCGAAACCAAUGUAAUUCCCGCGGGGGAAAAAAACUAGAUUCGAAAAGUAAGCUAAUUUUUCAUUAUGUUGUGUAAAAUUUAUCCCCCCUCUAACAUAUGUAAGAGUUACGGUAGAGUAAUUUGGAGCUAUUGCAAACAAUACGGCGAAACUAAACGAUUAGGCCAUAUUUAGUGGCAGAAGGUAGCGUUCAACAUUGAAAAAUUGAACUCAAAGUUAGGCACAUUAGGACUACCACGUUUGACUUACAUGGGAACAGACAUGAACAUAUGAAACUAUGCUUCAAACAUAUGAAACUAUGCUUAAAAAAAAGCGGGGUCCCACACAAUAUUGUCAUAAAUGAACUUUGCGUGCUCCACACUAUAUCCUGAAAUUACAGAAGAAAAAAAAAACAGGGUUUCCUGUUUGUAAAAAGGAACAUUUCGCUGUCCUUUCAACACACCGGAACUAUAAGAGCAUUGUUCGUGCCAGUCCUACUCCGCAUCACACAUCACUUGAAGACCGGAGUGCUCGUUUCAUCGCCAAACCUUUAUUCACCCUGCCUUAGAUUUAUUUACGACUGAAAACCUUACUGUUACUCUACGGUAUCUAUAAACGUUUGAUUCACUCCAUGCCAGUUCUCGAUCUACAUUUCGCCUUUAUCAAUUUCUCAGAAAAAAGUCGUGUCCUUUACCAAGUAUUGGCGCCAGAAAUCCUGAAAGGUCCCACAACGUAAAGAGACCUGCCGAGGUGGGCGUGCGAACUCAACAUCUUUCCUGCGCUUUUUGUACGGGUGAAUCGACCAAUCACACGGUGUGACGCAUGGCAGUUUGUGACGAGAGUGACAAAAUUGAAAAUUUGUUGCAAAAAGCAGAACUCGGGUGUACUUUGCGCAACAUUGUGCCACAACUUGCAAGACGAAAAUUUGUUGCGUCACAAGUUGAGCGCACAGGUGGUAAUACGAACAAUAACGCUUUGCAACUUGCAAUUCGGCAAAAUUAAUAUUACACGACAAGUAAAAUGUUUCUUUGAGUGGUUUGCUUCGUGCCUAAGAUUGAAAUCGGAAAUGGCGCUUCCCGUUACUUCAGGUUUUCCACAAGGAAACUGUUAUUGUGUUAGUAUCAAUGACCUAGCUGCUAUCAUUGAAGACUCCUUGUUAUCACAAUAUUCUGACGCCGCAGUUAACUGCUGCUUCUUAAAAUAACCGCCCAAGCUAAUGAGCAGGUUAAAUGUAGAUCUCUACAACCUAGAAAUAUGGCUAAAUGCAUGCAAACUUUAUUAAUUAAAUGAUUAUACAUAUAGCUGGUAGUUAAUAAGAUAUUGUUAGCAUAGCUAAAUCCUACAGCCGCAGCAUUACUAUCUUUUAGAUACCCUAGUAGUAAAAUAUAUGUAAAAGAACCUGGAUAUAACGAAACCUCGGUAUAGCGAAUAAAUUAUGCCAGUCCCUCGGCCCUUCGUUAUCUCGAGGUUUCACUGUACCUAUACGAAUCUCUUCAAUUCAGGUGCCCUUCGUACUCGCUGCCUCUUUACGCAAAAAUGCUAAUCAGACGACGUUUUCGUAUUUGAAUUUCAAAAGAAUUUUUACCCGUAAACGAGGUUAGACGGGCAUAUUACCAUAUGUGAGAAGAGCGUAUGGCGUUCAAAUGGUGAAAACAUGUGGCAUCUAGAGCGACACCAGCGAAACCAAUCUAAUUCCCGCGGGGGAAAAAAACUAGAUUCGAAAAGUAGCUAAUUUUUCAUUAUGUUGUGUAAAAUUUAUCCCCCCUCUAACAUAUGUAAGAGUUACGGUAGAGUAAUUUGGAGCUUUUGCAAACGAUACGGCGAAACUAAACGAUUAGGCCAUAUUUAGUGGCAGAAGGUAGCGUUCAACAUUGAAAAAUUGAACUCAAAGUUAGGCACUUUAGGACUACCACGUUUGACUUACAUGGGAACAGACAUAAACAUAUGAAACUAUGCUUCAAACAUAUGAAACUAUGCUUAAAAAAAAGCAGGGUCCCACACAAUAUUGUCAUAAAUGAACUUUGCGUGCUCCACACUAUAUCCUGAAAUUACAGAAAAAAAAAACAGGGUUUCCUGUUUGUAAAAAGGAACAUUUCGCUGUCCUUUCAACACACCGGAACUAUUAUAAGAGCAUUGUUCGUGCCAGUCCUACUCCGCAUCACACAUCACUUGAAGACCGGAGUGCUCGUUUCAUCGCCAAACCUUUAUUCGCCCUGCCUUAGAUUUAUUUACGACUGAAAACCUUACUGUUACUCUAAGGUAUCUAUAACCCUUUGAUUCACUCCAUGCCAGUUCUCGAUCCACAUUUCGCCUUUAUCAAUUUCUCAGAAAAAAGUCGUGUCCUUUACCAGGUAUUGGCGCCCGAAAUCCUGAAAGGUCCCACAACGUAAAGAGACCUGCCCGAGGUGGGCGUGCGAACUCAACGUCUUUCCUGCGCUUUUUGUACGGGUGAAUCGACCAAUCACACGGUGUGACGCAUGGCAGUUUGUGACGAGAGUGACAAAAUUGAAAAUUUGUUGCAAAAAGCAGAACUCGGGUGUACUUUGUGCAACAUUUUGCCACAACUUCGAAGACGAAAAUUUGUUGCGUCACAAGUUGAGCGCACAGGUGGUAAUACGAACAAUAACACUUUGCAACUUGCAAUUCGGCAAAAUUAAUAUUACACGACAAGUAAAAUGUUUCUUUGAGUGGUUUGCUUCGUGCCUAAGAAAUCGGAAAUGGCGCUUGUGUUAGUAUCAAUGACCUAGCUGCUAUCAUUGAAGACUCCUUGUUAUCACAAUAUUCUGACAGCGCAGUUAACUGCUGCUUCUUAAAAUAACCACCCAAGCUAAUGAGCAGGUUAAAUGUAGGUCUCUACAACCUAGCAAUAUGGCUAAAUGCAUGCAAACUUUAUUAAUUAAAUGAUUAUACAUAUAGCUGGUAGUUAAUACGAUAUUGUUAGCAUAGCUAAAUCCUUUCAUCCUUAAAAAAACUGUCAAUUAAGGAUCAAUUUGGAUAGUCUCAGAUGAGACUUUCCAUGAAUAAUUUGUGCAUUUCUAUGAUUUAUUUGUUUUACGUUUAUAUUCAAGGCGUGAUACUCGUGCUAACUUAACUCAUCGGCUGUGUCCGUUUACUCUAAGUGCUUGUAUUAAUCCAUGGUUCUGUUGACUGUAAAAUUCAAUAUGUAGCCCUACAGUGGAACCUCGAUAUAACGAACCUCUAUGGAACGAAGUCCUCGGUAUGAACGAACUUUUUUUUGAACCCCAGUAAUAGUAAAAUAUUUGUAAAAGAACCUCGAUAUAACGAAACCUCGGUAUAGCGAAUAAAUUAUGCCAGUCCCUCGGCCCUUCGUUAUCUCGAGGUUUCACUGUACCUAUACGAAUCUCUUCAAUUCAGGUGCCCUUCGUACUCGCUGCCUCUUUACGCAUAAAGAUCCUCAUUGUCAUUGUAAGUAAUAAAUUUAUUAUCUUAUGCUUCGCUAUAUUCUACUGCCAUAUUUUCAAGGUCUUCUUGUGUUUCUUCCCGCCUAAUUCAAGCCACUCAAAGAUAUAAUAUCAUACGACAUCAUUUUUUCUGGGGCCGACGUGCAACUCGCAUAUGUUAGGCUUAUCAAGUGAGAUACAUGCCAACUCAAGCCAAAAUUUUGCCUCCAAUUUUUUCCAAGAUGAUAUUCUCUUUAUUAGCUGUUUAUUUCUUAGACGCGUUUUGGUGCCCGUUUUGUUGCCUAAGUGUUUUAACGUACGAAGUUACAUGAUGCAUAGAAAAGAACGUAACUACGUUUGGUAGAGUAAAAGGCAGUUUAGUUUACUCCAGGUACCGGGUUAAUAAAUUGAAAAAAAAAUUAAUUCCACACUUUAUUUUUUUUUUCUAUUUUUUUUUUUUUUCAACGAAAAAGUUAGUUUCAAUGAUAUUUACAAGAGCCUUGCCUCUAAAUUUUCAGCUGCGGGUAAACUCCCGGUGUUGUUGAAGUGCAGGUUUCCCGGAAAAUGGUUUACCAUCGAGAAUGUCAGUAAACGGAACUCUGAAGGAGGCUGGGAUAACGUAAAUGCUGCAAAGAGCGUUGCAGUGGCUCAGUGUAAGAGUUCUCGCACUGCGAGCUCUGAUAGCGGUGCUCAAUGUGCGGUUACCGGUACUCUGCCAGAGAUCCAAGAAGCAGAUGUAGUCAAGGUGGACUAUUUUUGCUGGGAAAUAGGUGAGGAAAUCGACCGAUAUUCGUUAGCUGUUUAGUUCGUGAACAGAAUAACCAACUAUGAAAUUAAAAAUAAUUGUCCUUACUAUAUGUCUUCUCAUUGGCUACGAGACUACAGUUUAGUUUUGGAAAUCAGCGCUACCUACAGAUUGCCAUUAACAGUUUACUGUCUGAUCACUGGCUAAUCUGCUGGCCCCAGUUGUUCAAACGGUGGAUAACGCCAUCCACUGGAUAUAAUCUCUAUCCAGUGGAUAGCGCAAUUGGUUUUCGUACUACUCAUCAAACUAAACAGGGAUUUAUCAGGUGUACAGCGCGCGCUAUCCAGCGUUUGAACAACCCGGGCCAGGUUGCGGGCUCAAUGCAUGAUUUCCAAAAGCAAUGUCAAUCUGUGUUCUGUGCGACGGUCAGGUGUUUGCCUUUCAUUAUUUUUUUUUUCUUCAAAACAAUAUCUAGUAACAAAAACAGUUGCUAGAUUCAGUUUUUGCAUUGUGAUAUCCCGGAAUAAUCAAGAUCGUUGGGCGAGGCCGAUAACACUUACCUCGACUUUGAUUAUUCCGGAUAUCACAAAAACGUCCGCCAUCCAACAACUGUCUAAGAACAUUGUCUUAUUAUUAUAACGCACCAAUAAAGUGACAAUCUGUUUUUUUGUUUUUUCGUUUGUCUUUUAAAGUAAGCAGAUAAUCAUGAACUGGGAGAACCUCUUCGACAUUAUAUUGUGCAAGGUUUUGUUACAAAUUAUGAUGAAAGUCACUCUACGUUUUGGAGUCAUUAUUUAAGUGACACCCCUCUCUAGCCGCACUUUGCUGAAGACAAGACAAGCAGUGAAUAUACCUCUUUUAUCUUUUUAAUAAACAGUAAUAAUAGUUCAGAAACCUCUUUGCCCUGUCUCGCCUCGCUCCUCGCCACUACCUUGCAGUGUUUGCAGGCUAUACCACUAAAACAUGUUUAAUAGACUACUAAGAAUUUCAUCACGCCAGUUGCUCCAAUCAUAAGUUAUUCCAGCAAAUGAGACUGCAAGCAAUUGCAAGUCAGAGUAGAUAGAGGCCGUAGUCCAGGUUAAGGUUAUUUGAGAUAACAUAAAUUUAAGAUUUUACUGAUACUGGAUGUCGGAAGCGCCUCUUGAAAACAUAAUGAAGCUGAGGCUACGUUCUGGUGCACAGAACCGGCCAGUUAAAAAUUCGUGCAUUUGGGUGUCCUGUUCACACGGAACCGUGCUAACAGAACGAAAAUUUAGACACCUUGCCGUUCAAAAAUUUGAAAGCCAGAAACGAAGUCAAAAUAUUAGCCCGCAAUACGGUAAAAAAAUUUGAUCGGCGCAGUGUGAACACCAUGCACGACCAAUAUGCACGACCGUCUAAAUUUUUGUACGGCAAAGGCGUGGUUGCGUAGAUGCGAGAGACGCCAUUUUGGAUUUGCUUAAGUAGCGCUCGGUGCAUGAAUAGACGGUAACACCACUUGACAGAAGAAAGUUAGAAUUCAACCUGUUUAGUCAGUUCCGUGUGAACAGAGCGAAAAUAUUUAAUGGCUCCCUGAGAACGAAGUGUCUGGUCAAAUGUUUCAUCCGUUCUCGUCUGAGAGUAGCCUAAAAUUCAUCACUUGGUGCUUUUCUUUACAGAUCCUGAUUUAUUGGGUGGUUUCGGGAAGAGGUAUACAAUCUGAAGUCAACAUUAUUCACUGACGAUAUCCUGUAAUUAUGGCUACUCUUUGAGUUGUUAUAAUUUCUGACCUAAAAAAAUUAAAAGAAUCUUUCUCAACAGUAUUUUAAGUCUAUCCUGGUUAUUUUAGACGUUAUCUAGACGUUAUCCAGACAUUAUCUAGGAAAAGACAGUGGUAAGGCAGAAUUUUUCCUUAUCACUCACUACCUCUGUUGUCAAAUUUCCUUUGAGGUAAAUUUAAACCUCCCGUCAAGCUUGUUAUCAAAAACGUUCCGGACUCCUAACGUAAUGUAUAGAUUUAGCCAGGGCUAAAAGCGAAGCUCUCGAUAAUAUUUAUAGUUUGUUCAAAUAAAAUAUAAAUUACAGGGGCCGCGGAGGGGGAGGGGCUGGUAGGGCUAUAGCCCUACCACUUUUAUUGCUGGGAUCUAUUUCAUAGGACUCCAGCUGAUAUGGAAAAAAUUUCCAUGGAAUUAUUGCUAGUUUGCAGUGUCACCCCAUUCAAAAUAGAUCAAAAUAAAAAUCAAAACCAUUCAAUAGAUAACGUCCGGAAUCUGGGAAAUGAAAGGAGGCACAUAUACAAAGACCCUGGCCACGAUUCAGGUCAGAUGAAUAUUUCGUAUACGAGAUAUCCGAAGAAAUGUUUUACCCAAACUUAUAGAGAUUUGUAUGGAGACGCCAUGCUGGUGCUCACCUGGAUGAGCUCCAACAUGGCGGACGGAAACCAACAGAAACAUCUGUUACCGAGUUUUGCUACAAGAGCGUGAAUUUAUUCUUCGAAAAACUCAUAAACAUUAAAGUAAUACUUUUCUAAUACACGAACUGUUUAGGUAGCAAAAUUUCCUGUAAUAUGUCGUUUUUUUAACCUACAUCACAGCUCUCUUGGCCGUCAUGUAGAUGCCGCGUCACGCAAGAGCUUAGAUAUUCAAGCGUACUCUAUCACAGGGGCGCUACCUAGGCAACUAAGUACUAUGGAAGAAGGAGAAGAUAUCAUGUUUUGACGAAAUCCUGUUGGCGGUGUUAAAGUUUCCAGAACCAGAAAACAAGCUAAUUCAGGAAGUCCAAACUAUCUGUAAGCUGCUUGCUGUAAAUCCUAUUACCAGCGCUGCUGGCGAGGGUUCAUUCUCAUCCGUACGUACGGCGUCUAAAGACGUGGCGUCGAUCCAGGAUGGGUGAUGAGAGAUUUAAACAACCUAGUAGUAACGUUGAAUGGUUAAUGUUGAGAACAGACAGCGUCUCUAUGGCUGACGUCGCAGUUUGUUUCCAGCAAUGA
Messenger RNA from Porites evermanni, 8869 nucleotides. NCBI's taxonomy places the organism in Eukaryota, Metazoa, Cnidaria, Anthozoa, Scleractinia, Poritidae. The record is from the annotation of a GenBank genome assembly.